Messenger RNA from Aspergillus wentii DTO 134E9, 1259 nucleotides. RefSeq names its product Gfo/Idh/MocA family protein. The transcript has a single exon. Bases 9 to 1046 code for a protein of 345 amino acids. Gene Ontology annotation, molecular function: nucleotide binding. NCBI's taxonomy places the organism in Eukaryota, Fungi, Ascomycota, Eurotiomycetes, Eurotiales, Aspergillaceae. The record is from RefSeq and is a predicted model, not a curated record.
CCACCGGCAUGAUCGCCUCGUGGUUCGUCCAGGAUCUUGUUCUCGACUGGGACGGCAAAAAAGUAAACCACAUCAUCCAAGCCAUCGGUACAUCCAACAUCCAAAAAGGCAAUGACUUUGCAAAGACAUACUGUCCCAACCACACCCCCACCGUCUACGAUACCUACGAACAAGUCUACCGCGACACCAACGUCGACAUCGUCUACAUCGGCACCCCCCACGGAUUCCAUUACCGCGACUGCAUGGAGGCUAUCCAAGCCGGGAAGAACGUCCUUUGCGAAAAGUCAUUCACCAUUAAUUCCAAGCAAGCGAGGGAGAUUUUCACCGCUGCCCGGGAGAAGAACGUCUAUGUGGCCGAGGCCAUGUGGCUUCGCCACCGACCGCUUUACGUCGAAUUGAAGCGAUUACUGCAUGAGGAAAAGGUGAUUGGGGAUGUAUUCCGGGCGUUUGCGGAUUUUGCGUCGGGGGUCGAUAUUGCCUCGUUGCCGGUGACAUCGCGAUAUCGCGAUCUGACGCUGGGGGCGGGAUCGCUGCUGGAUAUUGGUGUUUAUUCGCUGACGUGGUUGCGGUUGGCGCUGGGGGAGGAGAUUAAACUACCGCAGAUCGUGGCUCAACAGGCUCAUGAAGAAGGGAUUGAAGUUACGACGAGUGCCAUUCUGCAGUAUGCAUCAGGAAAACAGGGCAUUUCUACCUGCACUACAAAAGCGCUCGGUGCGCCUGGGGAGGUGUUUGCAGUCAUCCACGGGACGGAUGGGUAUGUGGAGAUAGAGGGUAGAACGCCCUCUGCGCCGGAGUCGUUUACUGUCUGGAAGAAGCAGAGUGGGAAUCCUGACCGUGCUUACUUCCCGCGAGAAGCAUGCCAAGGGAGACGGUAUGAUUUUCCCAAGUUAGGGCGUGGGUUUGUGUAUGAAGCGGAGAAUACGGCGCUGGAUGUGCUGGAGGGGCGGAAGGAGAGUAACAUUAUGCCCUGGGAUGAAACGGUCUAUAUGAUGGAUGUCAUGGAUGAGAUUAGGCGGCAGGGGGGGACUUGCUAUCCAGGAGAGUGAUGAGAGUAUGUAUAGUUAUAUACCAUUUGAAGAUUGAGCAGCACAGGGAGAGGCUGUAUUUGGCGGAACAUCUCAUAUUUGGAGCAGACAUUCAUGCUGGCCUCACUUAUGUGGUGAUAUGAGUUUGCAUUAUCUGGUCGGGAAUGGAAAUUGAAAGAGAGAAUUUUAUCAUAAGACUGUCUCUAGGCACUUUACAGCCUUCCUGGGCCAGUA